CCAGUAGUAACUGGUUCUUGGGAAGAGCGUGAACACACAGAGAGACGAAAACAGUAGUCGCUCCUGAUCUCUGAGUCGACUCGGAAACUAAGAACGCUAAGCUAUGGCACAAGCACAAGUGGUUAAAGAAAGUUCAAAGCUCGGAAGCUAUGAUGAUUACUUCGAGACCAUACAGAACAGAUCGAGAUUGCCACGUUCAUUGCGUGAGUCCUUAACGGAUGCAUUUGCGAAGAUUCCAGUUUCAUCCUUUCCAGAAGUUCCUGGUGGCAAAGUGAUUGAAAUUCUUGCAGACACAUCAAUUGGUGAUGCUGUUAAGAUUUUAUCAGAAUGCAACAUCCUGUCAGCUCCGGUAAGGAAUCCGGACACUGCAAAUGGUACAGAUUGGAGAGAGAGGUAUUUGGGAAUCAUAGAUUACUCGGCUAUUGUUUUGUGGGUGCUAGAGACUGCAGAACUUGCUGCUGCUGCCUUGUCAGCAAGUUCUGCAACGGCUGCUGGAGUAGGUGCAGGCGCUGUUGGUGCUCUCGGAGCACUGGCAUUGGGCGCAACUGGUCCUGCUGCGGUUGCUGGCCUAACUGUUGCUGCAGUUGGUGCAGCUGUGGCUGGUGGUGUGGCUGCAGAUAGAGUGAUGGCAAAAGAUGCUCCCACUGCGGCCGAUAGGUUGGGCGAGGAUUUUUACAAGACUAUCCUUCAAGAAGAACCCUUUAAGUCAACCAAGGUGAAAUCAAUAGUUAAAUCCUACCGUUGGGCGCCAUUCAUUCCUGUUGCAACAGAUAGUUCUAUGUUGAGCGUCUUAUUGCUGCUGUCGAAAUACAGGCUGAGGAACGUACCUGUUAUUGAACCAGGCCAGCCUUUUGUUAAGAACUACAUUACUCAAUCUGCAGUCGUUCAAGGUCUCGAGGGAUGCAAAGGAAGGGAUUGGUUUGACUGCAUUUCCGCACAUUCUAUAGCUGAUCUAGGACUUCCAUUCAUGUCUAGUAACGAGGUUAUUAGCAUCCAGAAAGAUGACCUGGUUCUGGAAGCUUUCAAGAGAAUGAAAGAUAACCAAAUUGGAGGUCUCCCAGUUGUUGAGGGACCAAAUAAGAAAAUUUUUGGGAACUUGAGCAUAAGGGACAUCAGACACUUGUUACUCAAACAUGAGCUUUUCUCCAAUUUUAGGCAGCUGACCGUGACAGAUUUCAUGAGCACCAUUGCCUUGAUGACUCAUGAUACCGGAAAAGUUGUCACUCCAAUAACAUGCAAGCUUGCCUCAACUCUUGGUAAUGUGAUUAGCACUCUUGCUUCCAAGUCAGUUCAUAGGAUUUAUGUGGUAGGCGAGGACAACGAAGUCGUCGGUGUGAUUACUCUCAGAGAUGUGAUCUCUUGCUUCAUCUAUGAACCGCCUAACCAUUUCGAGAACUACUUUGGGUUUGCAGUGCAAGAAAUGCUGAAUUAGUGAGUCUUUUGUUGUCAAAAUCUGUAAUAAUAAGCUGCAGAGACCAUAUCUGGCUGGGGACAAAACAUCCAACAGUUUUAUUCUACUAGUUUACUGUGUGUAUGCGUAUGCAUUUCCUUUGUAUCA
Molecule: messenger RNA, 1558 nt
Organism: Cornus florida
Lineage: Eukaryota; Viridiplantae; Streptophyta; Magnoliopsida; Cornales; Cornaceae
Product: SNF1-related protein kinase regulatory subunit gamma-1-like
Exons: 6
Coding region: 104-1432 (442 amino acids)
Source: RefSeq, a predicted model, not a curated record